AUGAACCUCUUCGCCACCGCCUGCAGCAUCUUUUGCCUAGUCAUCAACACGGUAAAAACAGUGCUUAUACACCAACCGCCACCCAAGGCUGCCUACAAUACAUCCCACACCGACGUAAACGACGCCAAAGUGCAAGCCACGGGCACCCUCGCCUACCGGGGCAGCAUGCUCUCUCAACUUACUCAACGACGAAGUACCUACUCGGAUCUCCAAAGCCGGUCAGACCUCCUGUCGCCUGCAGAACACCGGCUGGGACCGUCACUGUCUCCACCCAGCACUAAACUGAAGAUGUUGUCUUGCUGACGCUACUGUACGGGGCGGAGACCUGGGCGGUGUACGAACAGCAUGCGCGAAGACUCAACCAUUUCCAACUCAGCUAUAUUCGGCGGCUAGUAAAGUUGAGGUGACAGGACUGGAUCCCGGAUACGGAAGUACUGCAACGGACAGGAAUCCUCAGCAUACCCUUGUGGAUAGACGACAAGCGGCUGCCCAAACGACACUUCUAUGGAGAUGUCACCAUGGAUUGUUGUCGAUAAGGGGACAAGGCCCGGCGUUACAAGGAUACUCUGAAGACCUCCAUGGAGGAUCUGCAGAUCAACCCGCCAAACUGGAAUGACCCCGCCAGAGACCGACCGGCCUAUAGGAGGGCAGCGAAGACAGGGGCAGCCAUCUACGAAGCCACCCACAUAACCGCCGUCAAAGCCAAGUGCGAAGCUCAGAAAUCCCAACUGUCCCCACCUGACACCGCUAACAAUCAAUCGUUCCAAACACGCCAACGGUUUCACGAACGUUGCGAGCACCAAUCGGUCUUAUUGGGCAUCUUCGAGACAACUGUAGCACCCGGGCGACCCCUGUCUCGCCCCUUGUCAAUAAUUAACCUCUCACAGUGCUCUAUCCCAUCCGUUGCGGUCCUCCAGCACCUUCCUCGCCUCACCAUCUGCUGCGAUGGCUCCUGCCCUCAUCACCAAUGA
Messenger RNA from Spirometra erinaceieuropaei, 971 nucleotides. The record is from the annotation of a GenBank genome assembly. Lineage: Eukaryota; Metazoa; Platyhelminthes; Cestoda; Diphyllobothriidea; Diphyllobothriidae.